This is a messenger RNA of Phoenix dactylifera (date palm), 1347 nucleotides long. RefSeq names its product protein Barley B recombinant. NCBI's taxonomy places the organism in Eukaryota, Viridiplantae, Streptophyta, Magnoliopsida, Arecales, Arecaceae. The record is from RefSeq and is a predicted model, not a curated record. Gene Ontology annotation, cellular component: nucleus. Gene Ontology annotation, biological process: response to ethylene. Gene Ontology annotation, molecular function: sequence-specific DNA binding; DNA-binding transcription factor activity.
GGAUAUAUUUAGUUGUAGUAAAGUCUCAUAUAUGGAAGAAAUCUAUCUUACCCCUUUCCUUCUUUCCCAUCUCCAUCGGUCAUCGGACCGCCGCCGAGAACCCUAGAGGGCCAGCUCCUACCAAAAUUUUGGCCAGAAGAAGGCAAUGUGGUAGAUGGAUUGAUCGGUUUUGGUAAAGACGUAUUUCUUUUUUUGGGUCCCCUUUGUGAUUGCUUCGGUAGUUCGACCCACCGCUGCCUUUAUGGAUGAUAAUGGGGGACUGGGUAUGCGGAAUUGGGCCUACUAUGAGCAGCCCUUGAAGAGAAAUUUAGGGCUGCAGCUCAUGUCAUCGGUGGCUGAGCGCAAUGCCGCGAAGCCGCUCCUCCCCAAUGGGGGGUUCUUCCACCGUGACUGCAGCAUGCCCGAGCCGCCUGUGGCGAUGGAGUUUGCGAGGGAUGGUUGGAUCGGCCACCGGGAGAACAAGAUGGUCCACAUGAUGCCUCUGAAUCCCAAUUACUCAGUCCUGCCUGAUGCCCAUGGAGCGCAGGCCUUCCCGAUGCUGCAGCCGCCCGAGCCACCCAAAGAGGACAAGAUCCCACUGAUGGAUGAUCCUGGAAGCAGAAAGGAGGCACCUUUGAAGAAGAAGGCCCAGGCUAAGGCACCAAAGCCAAAGAAACCCAAGAAAGUUACUGCCGCUAGGAACGAGACGAGCAAUGGCUCAGUUUCGCGGGGGAGGAAUGUUAGGAAGAGCUUGGAUGUUGUUAUUAAUGGGAUUGACUUGGAUAUCUCUGGGAUUCCCACUCCGGUUUGCUCCUGCACAGGUGCUCGCCAGCAGUGCUAUCGGUGGGGUGUUGGAGGUUGGCAGUCUGCAUGCUGUACUACCAGCAUUUCGAUGUACCCACUGCCUAUGAGCACGAAGAGGCGGGGAGCACGUAUUGCAGGGCGAAAGAUGAGCCAAGGGGCAUUUAAGAAGGUGUUGGAGAAGCUUGCGGGAGAAGGAUAUAACCUCUCUAACCCAAUUGACUUGAAGAAUUACUGGGCCAAGCAUGGAACCAACAAGUUUGUGACGAUCAGGUAAAGAUGUACAAUGUUAGUAAGCUUAAGUAGGACUACAGCUCUGCAUUUGGUUUGUUCUUCCCAUGUAUAUAAGUCUAUCACCUUCUGCAGUGGCUGUCUGGGUAGUUUGCAGCUCUGAUGUUUCUUUCUUAGCCAUUAACAUGCUUUUUUAGGUUUGGACAUUUCGGUUAGGUGGCUGUGUUGUUUCUUGUCCUUUCUUUACAAGUUGUAGUUUUAAGAAAAACAUCGCUAUCUGUUUGGAUGGCACUUCAAUUAAUAGACAAAAAGUCCUUGUCACGUUUUUUGGUUUCA